GAGCGCGCGGCGCGCGCAGGAAUGCGCGUUACGGUUAAAUAGUGGGGGCGCAGGGGCGGCCGCCGCGGGCGGGCGGCGGUGGCUCGGGGCGCCGGGAGAGGCUCCAUGGCGCGGCGCAGCUCCCGGGGCGGCGGCACCAGCGGCAGAGGCGGCGCGGCGCUGUUGUGACAGCGGCUGGGACUGGCCUUCCUCCAGCCCCGCUCCCGAGCGGGGGCCCCGCGCCGGUGUCCCAGGGGCGCGGCGGCGGCGCUCACAGAGAGGAGCCGUGGCGGCGGCGGCAGCGGCGGCCGGGGGCAGCCCGCGUGUCACCGCCUCUAUGAUGAAAUUCAAGCCGAACCAGACGCGGACGUACGACCGGGAGGGCUACAAGAAGCGGGCGGCGUGCCUGUGCUUCCGCAGCGAGCGGGAGGACGAGGUGCUGUUGGUGAGCAGUAGCCGGUACCCAGAUCAGUGGAUUGUACCAGGUGGAGGAAUGGAACCAGAGGAAGAGCCAGGGGGAGCAGCCGUGAGAGAGGUGUAUGAAGAGGCUGGAGUAAAGGGAAAGCUAGGCAGACUUCUUGGGAUAUUUGAGCAGAACCAGGAUCGGAAGCAUAGGACGUAUGUUUAUGUUCUUACUGUGACGGAAAUCCUGGAAGACUGGGAAGAUUCAGUUAAUAUAGGAAGGAAAAGAGAAUGGUUCAAAGUAGAAGAUGCAAUCAAGGUCCUUCAGUGUCACAAGCCGGUUCAUGCAGAAUACUUGGAAAAACUGAAACUGAGCUGUUCACCCACUAAUGGAAACUCUGUGGUUCCCCCUCUUCCAGAUAAUAACUCCUUAUAUGUCACUUCUGCACAGACUUCUGGGUUGCCCUCUACUGUGAGAUAAGCAUUUGGAUUACCUUUUUAUUUGUGUCAUCACAACAGGAGACAUCUGUGAUCACAUGUAGGCAUCUGUAUAACUGUCAGUUCUAAGUGAAAUAUGUGAAUGUGUCAUAAUGUCAAAUUUAUUUGAACAUGUUUUUCUUUUAACAAUGUAAAGUAGUAUUUCAGCAAACCAAAGCCAUAUAGGGAUUUUUUAAAAAUGCCUUAAUAGGCCAUUAAAAAAAAAACUUGACUAUAUAAAUUUAUAAAUUUACAUAUCUGCUAAAAUAAAAUAUGCAUCUCAGUGGUGUUCA
Molecule: messenger RNA, 1151 nt
Organism: Passer domesticus (house sparrow)
Lineage: Eukaryota; Metazoa; Chordata; Aves; Passeriformes; Passeridae
Gene: NUDT4
Product: nudix hydrolase 4
Exons: 5
Coding region: 317-862 (181 amino acids)
Biological process (GO): diadenosine hexaphosphate catabolic process; diadenosine pentaphosphate catabolic process; diphosphoinositol polyphosphate metabolic process
Cellular component (GO): nucleus; cytoplasm
Molecular function (GO): bis(5'-adenosyl)-hexaphosphatase activity; diphosphoinositol-polyphosphate diphosphatase activity; bis(5'-adenosyl)-pentaphosphatase activity
Source: RefSeq, a predicted model, not a curated record